This is a messenger RNA of Lingula anatina, 2534 nucleotides long. RefSeq lists its product as uncharacterized. NCBI's taxonomy places the organism in Eukaryota, Metazoa, Brachiopoda, Lingulata, Lingulida, Lingulidae. The record is from RefSeq and is a predicted model, not a curated record.
GUGGCGGGUAAACCGCAAUACAUUACAAGAAGGUUUAUUUAGCAGCGUGAGUGAGUUGAAAUUCUGCGACUAUUAAAUGCGAUAAUCAGCUCUCAGGCAGAGUAAAGACAGCACCAUGUUGAAGAUUUCUAAACUUGACAUUAAUUUGCCACUGGAGCUGGUAAAGACAUGUGCAGCACUGGCAGACAGCCAGCUGUGCAAGUUUGUGGCCACAAACGAAGAAGGAGAGUUUCAACACAGCAUUGAGGUAAAAAAUAAAGAAGAUGGUGUCAUAUCUUUGGAGCUCUCAAACCUUGAGAUAGGAUACGAAAGUGGGCGAUUUGUUGCCCAGAUCAUGAAAGUGUUUCAGGUAUUCCAAGGAACCAUUGGUGCUCCACAGAAUUACACAUCCCAACAUGACCUUUCCCAAGACUCAGCUUUGAAGCCACCAGCAGAUGGCGCAGUGCAAACAGGAUGGGCAGGGGUCAAAGCAGGCCACCCAACAUCCAGUUCUUUUGUAGACUUAACAGAGUCCAGUGAGAAAAGGAUUGUUAGUGAUAAAGAUACAAACAGUCACAGGUCUAUUCAGACUAUACCUACACCUAUUACCAUUCAAGACAAUGCAAAGUUGGAGAAUAGAUUCAAUGAAGUAGGCAAUAAUUCCAGGACCAGUGAAGGGGAGGCCUCUUCAACAGUCUCCCCAGUGCAUCUUUACAAAAACCUGUGUUCUAAGAGACCAGCUUCAAGUUCUAUAAAAGGACAAGAGACGAUGCCACUAAAACGUCCAUGCACUUUGCCACAGGCAAGUGAUACAAUCACAGAGGUGGACAUUCAUGAGACCCCGGAAUCACACGGGGAAGACUCACAAUCCAAUGAUAAUAAAGACAUAGCUCUGAACACAAAGCUCAUUUGCAGUAUACAGGAUACAGUGGAAGUCAAACAAGAGUUAGUAGAUAUUGACAUUGGUUCAGUGAUGCAACAUGUAGAUGUACCAGCAGGAUUUGAAAGUAGUGUGUCUAGUAAUCAGCCAAUGUGGUCAAUGCAGCCGCGUGAACACAGCAAUCUCCCACCAAUGAUACCUACCUGGCAACACUCACUAGAUGGCAGUCAUAGUCAAGAUAUGCCUUCAACAUCUGUGCAACCUGCUGCUAGGGGUAAAAAUUCAACCUACGCGAGUCAACAAAAGAGGUUCACCCCAAAAGAUGAUUUGAUGCUAUUGAGGGAGGUGAUCACCCUCAAUCCAUUUGCAGGAGGGAGAGCCAAAUGGGAGGAGGUGGUCACCAACCUCAAUGUUUGCUCCCAUAGCAGCUUUAACAUCAAAAGCUGCCAGGCGAGGGUCAGAACCCUCAAACUGGCAUUCCAAGAAAAGACCAUGCAGUCUUUGAAGGCAUCAGGAACAGAUGAGGAAUUGACUGAGAGGGAAAGCCUUCUCCAAGAACUUCUUUAUCUCUUGGAAGAAAAUGCAGCUACUGAGAACAGCGAAAAAGAGAAGAAAAAAAGAGAGGAGAAGGAAAAUGUGGAUAAGGGCCUCAAAGUCCGGGAGGCAGCCAUGCUGUCUCAGAGGAGAAAACCAGAGCCAGCAGAUGUGGAAGAAACUCAGCAGCCCUCCACAAGCACACAGCCAUCCACGAGCAAGAGGAGACACUCAAGCCCCAGUUUUGAAGAGUAUUUUGAAUUAAGGAGGAGACAGCAGGAGCUGGAGACUCAGCGCUUUCAACACGAGACCCAACGCCUUGAACAAGAAAGGGCAAGGGAUGAGAAAAUGUUUGCCAUGCUUGCGAAGCUUAUUGAAAAAAAUAAAAAUUAGGCAUGGCAAACAUUUUAUUAUCCCUUGCCUUUUGCUGAAACUCAGAGUACUUUGUUUUGUGAAUUCAUCAGGGAACUAGCUUAAUUUAUGGGAAAUAAUUUGUAUUAUUUUAAUUCAUUUUAUGACGAUAAAUGUAAUAUUUCCAUUAGUACAGGUGCAAAAAGUCAUUUUCUAUCAGCUGAAACUCCUGUUUGUGAAUUCAGCAGUAAACUUGCUAAAUUUGUGUCAUAAAUGAAUUUGUAUUCAAUUGAAUUUCAAAUUAAGUUGUAUAUUUUGUGGGUUUUUUUUACUGGGGUGUAUUUCAUCAUAUUAAAUAAAGGAAUUAUCCUGGUUUAUAUCAAAGAAUUAACAUCUUUUCUAGUGAACCCAAGUAAUAAUGUAGCUAUAAUGAAUCCAAUUGUACAGGAUUUUAAGAUGAUAAGUCUGACAUUCCAAGUGCCAAAACUAGUUCUGCCUUCAGCUGAAUCACUGUUUGUGAAGUUGACAGUGAAUUUACUCAAUUUGAGACAUGAAGCUCUUUGUACAGUUUUUUAAAGACAUUUAAGUGUUAUAUAUUUCAUUUCGUGCCAAAACUAAGUAGGGUCAAUACUUUUUAAGGCUUAUGUACUGUUCGGAAGCCUUUAUAUUUGUAAAUGACAAACUCAUUAUGCAAUAAUGAUAUAGUGAAUAAUGACGUUGUUCUGUUUUACAUUUUUCUCAGAUUACAUAAAGAGAUGGGAAAACGGCUUUCGUAGAAAUGAGUGCAUAA